AUGUUAGCAAGGAAUAGAUUGUUUGUUAAUAGGGCUGGUAGUGCGAUACCUGAGGGAUUCCAGAGGCGCCUGCUGAAUAAUGGCAAUUUAAGGCUGAAACUGGGUCAGUACCAUUUUGACACCAGGAAGUUUGCCCUCCAGUUGGAACAGCAAGGAUUCACACAAACGCAGUCAGAGGCGGUUCUCAAAGCAUUGGCAUCGGUACUGGAUGACAGUGUAGAACAUCUGUCAGCAAAUCUGGUUUCUAAGGAAGAAUUUUCUCGCCGAGUAUACCAGCAGAAGGUAGACUUUACCAAACUCAAGUCCGAACUCCAGACUCUAGACAAAACAGAGGUCACUCGAGUCACAAACGAACAUGAACGUCUCAUGUCUGAUCUUGAAAAAGUUCGUCAGAAGUUCAAAGAGCAAAUCGCAAAGUCACGAGCAAACGUCCGACUGGAUCUAAACCUUGAAAAGGGUCGUAUUCGUGAAGAGUCUGCCAUCCAUGAACUUAAAAUCAAGGAGACUGAUACUCGAAUUGACCAGGAACUAGCCAAUUUCAAGACCCAGAUCGAAGGAACCAAAGUGCAGGUUGCUCAAUGGCUUAUUGGUGUCUGUACCGGUACAUUUGCCAUUGUUCUGGCAUAUAUGCGUCUCAUAGCAUAG
This is a messenger RNA of Sugiyamaella lignohabitans, 645 nucleotides long. It is a transcript of the gene FMP32, whose product is annotated as Fmp32p. Gene Ontology annotation, cellular component: mitochondrion. Bases 1 to 645 code for a protein of 214 amino acids. The transcript has a single exon. The record is from RefSeq and is a predicted model, not a curated record. Lineage: Eukaryota; Fungi; Ascomycota; Dipodascomycetes; Dipodascales; Trichomonascaceae.